Messenger RNA from Fulvia fulva, 2748 nucleotides. RefSeq lists its product as uncharacterized. Lineage: Eukaryota; Fungi; Ascomycota; Dothideomycetes; Mycosphaerellales; Mycosphaerellaceae. Bases 1 to 2748 code for a protein of 915 amino acids. The transcript has a single exon. The record is from RefSeq and is a predicted model, not a curated record.
AUGGCGGCUCACUUCGGCGGCAGCAGGAUAGUCGAGCUCCCGAAUGGAGCGUGCGGCUUUCGAGAUCUGUCUGCUGGUGGAAAGGCGCCGAUAUGUGGUUGUAGGAGAUUCUGGUUGAACAAUCAGCUUGGAGAUGCAGCGUUCUGCUGGUGCGGACACCAUGCCGUUUAUCACGAGUUUGGGCUCGUCAACCCGUUCACACCAAGGGAGACGGUGCAAUACGUGCAUACAUCUCAACCGCCGGACAAUACGACCCAACCCGCGGCUCAGCCUGCUCCAACCUGGAGCGAGCUGAUAGCGACGCCAGCCGGGUCUGGAAAUGGUACUACUAACGUUGGCAGGCCUAACACUGCUGGACUCGGCAUCACAGACACUUCACAGCCAGCGUCACAGGCACACUCCAUUAACACGAAGCUCUGGCAGGCUCUCAAUGGAUUCGCGAGACAACAAGACAAUGGAACACGAUCUGGAGAUACCACUCGGCUGCCAUCCACGGCUGUACCCAGCGUCUGUGAUGAGCCAUCAAGGGCGAGUCCUACUCGGGAGCUUCGAGCGAGGAUGCAGUCAAAUCGACCUAUGGCACCGCCCGUGAACAUACCGGCGGUCAACAUCUACAUGAACCGCACCGAAGACUACAGCGCGACUGAAGUAGCGACACCAAGCGUUCGAGGAACACCUGAUUUCAGAGGCUUGAUGGCGCCAUUACCGCGACCUGCCUCCACGCCUACACGAGGUGCUGGUCCAACGCUUCGCCCGACUGGACCUGUCACUGCCAGCACAACGUCGAGACGCGAUCAUGCUGUCCCUACAGCCGCCAGUCAGCCCACCCAGCCACCUCGGACAAGCAUGGGCCCUGCGCUAUCGAUACAAGAGAUGUGCAACACAAUUCAAGAGUACGGACGCAGAAUUAAUGUCUUGGAGAGCAUGUCCUUCCAAUCCAUGCCCAUCGACCAACUGCAGGAUCGGUUCGACCUUCAAGAUGGGCGUCUGCUCGAUCUUGAGCACUGGCGUGUGGAACAGGACCGUGCACAGGAGGCGGAUGACACUCAAGAAAGACUCAACGCUGUCGAUGGUCGUGUUGUCGAGCUCGAGGGCUGGCGCCAAGAGCAGGAUCAAUCGAAGACGAGUCAAGAAACAGAAGAAUCCGAAAAGCCAUCCAGCAGCCAGAGACGGCGUCUGCUCCCCAUGGAGACCAGCUCGUUCACAUCAGAUGCUUCGUUCGACGACGAAAAUGCAGCUGCUCACACCGAGGCCGUUGUGCUUGCCACACUUGCUGCGACGGCAGAAACAGGACCGCGCAUUGACGCUCUCGAAUCUCGGAUCCUAAACCUCGAAAGUGCAUCACUGCCGUCUUCGCAUCGUCUCUGGCAUGUGCAAGUUGUGCUCCUUCCAUUUGGUCGUCAGCUGCCAGGUAUCUGGUUCUCUGCCAGUGAGUCCACUCGUCACUCUGUGCGAUCAGCUACGCAAGCUCUCGACGAGUGGAGUGGUUCGCGACCAACAUCGGGGACGUCCUUCAUCUCGACCGCCAGCAGUGGCGUGUGGACGACAGAAUCAAUCGAGGCAUGGGCAAGACAAACGCAGGACGAGUGGCUGUCUCCCAAAGCUUGCGGACCAAGUGGCUCGGUAUUCCAGAGGCUUGCAAGUCGUGGACUUGUUCGCGAUGUGACCUUGCAGUCGCCAGAUGCGCGGCAUAUCUGUAGCGCUAUCUCAGCCACCUUUGGAGAGGUGCUGAAGUCCGAGGAGCCCGUCAAGGAUGCAGCUGCAAAGUACCAUGGACUACAAGAACGAUUCAUUCCUCUACGGAAAGUGAAGAAGUCAACUCGUCUGCGUUUCUUGAGCUCUGCUGAAAUGCUCACACCAACUUCGUGGACUGCUGAAUUUCUGGAGUCGAGUGUCUUCAUGAAGAUCAAUGAUGGCGAGCGCAGGCUGUAUCUGACCACUCCGGAAGCCUACACUCAGCCGUCCCGGCCCGGCUGGUCGUGGCCCGCUCUCAAAGACUUGCCUGCUCGUGAUCUGGAUGGUGAACCUCAGCCAGCGCAGGCGGACCAUAACUUGGUAGAAGCUUGCUGGACAUACAAUGACCGCCUUGAUCACACUGUCAGCGCCUAUUCGUCAUUCGAGGACCAGUAUGGAUCUCCGUGGGGCAUCUCCACCGAAGGCGACGCCGGGACAGCUGCUGAGCAGCACAUCCGUCUACCAUCACCCGCCGCUACACGUCCCUCACAGCUACGGUCUUCUUCAAUGCCGAGCGCUACCUCACCCGAGGCUGUCGCCAUCAAUGUUUCCACGAAAAGACGUGUUGCGUCCUUCGAGCUUGGGCCAGUCGCGAACACCGUCGAGUUCUCACCAGAGUACUUCUCGACGAAGCGCCAGCGUACAUCCACUUCUCCAGAACUCGAGCGGCGUGGCGUCAACUUCACUCCCAGGUGGAGCCCUGCAGAAGAUCUAGGCCCCGGUCGAAGCAGUCAAGCAGCUAGCAAUCGAGCCAGGGGUACAACGCCGUUCGCGUAUCCUACUCCUCACAGCCACUUCGAGUCAAGAUGUGGAGACGGUGACACUCAGGUUGACGAAGACGUUCCGCCGCCGGCUUACAGGGAUGUUCUGGACGACCCGGAGGAAUGGGAAGGUAUGCAGGAUGCUGGUGAUGAUCAGCAUGAAGGGGUACAUCACGCAGUACAUCGAAAUGAAGAGGUCAUUGAAGGUCUAUACGACGAGGACAACCUGGAAGAUGGACUUGCUGUAUUUUGA